CGACUAACUUCACUUGUAUUGAUUUGAAGUUGCGGAUUUACGUGUUUGACGUUUAAUAAAAAAGGUUAUUUUUAAGUGUAAAACGAUAAUAAAGUGAAAAAUUAAAGAUUAUUUAACAAUUUCGACAUUCCCUUAACAUGGCAUCAAAAGUAACAUUUAAAAUUACUUUAACAUCAGAUCCAAAGCUGCCUUUUAAAGUUCUUAGCGUUCCUGAAGCCACUCCUUUUACAGCAGUCCUAAAGUUUGCAGCAGAGGAGUUCAAAGUACCUCCAGCAACUUCAGCCAUCAUCACUGAUGAUGGUAUUGGCAUAAACCCUCAACAAACAGCUGGUAAUGUUUUCUUGAAACACGGCUCAGAAUUAAGAUUGAUUCCUAGAGACAGAGUUGGAGGAAUUUAAUUUAUUUUAUUUAAGUGUAAAUAAGAUUUUUUUUAAUUAAUACAUUUUGGUUUCUAUGUUAUUUAUAUUUAAAUAAAACGCAUUUUUA
This is a messenger RNA of Brassicogethes aeneus, 486 nucleotides long. NCBI's taxonomy places the organism in Eukaryota, Metazoa, Arthropoda, Insecta, Coleoptera, Nitidulidae. The record is from the annotation of a GenBank genome assembly.